UGGGAGUCCAGUCCAAUAGGUGACCAAAUGUCCGCGAUUCACCAGUGCUUUCACCACUGUUUUGAAAUAAUUGUCGUGGCUGUAAGUCGUGAUGGGCGACAAGACUAGAAUUCUGUGAGCAGAUGAAGCAGGAAAUUCGGUGAACAGCAGUUAAAUUCACAGGUGUAGAUUGAAAGAAAGUGAACAUCAGCCAGGUUUCGUUCUCAGCUUCUGGUCUUCAUCCUGCCUUUCAAACUUUCCCUGAAAACCAGUUCAAGUUUUCCCGGUUUUCCAUUUAUUCCUAUACGAGAAGGCCAUCUAGCGUUCAAAAACGACACUAGUUGCUCAAAAUUGAGCUUUACUAGACUUCGCAGCAUUUUAAAAAUCAUCAAAGCGAACUUCACCUGACUUAUUCUUUACUUAAUGAAUUGGAGACAACGCAAAGAACUAUCGGGAUAAAAUGGAAGAGCAGCGUUCCUCAUGAAUAAUUCUAGAGAGCUGAUCCUGAAUCCUGCUGCAUGUAAAUUUUUGUCGAGGUCUGUAUCCCAAUAGAGUUGUCUAAUUUUCAGCUUCUGUGUGUUUUUUAAAAUAUUUCAAAACAAUUCUUUGAAUAGCGUUCGUGGGCGUCGCCAAUAACUACUGACCAAAUUGGAUGGAUCCGCUUGUCAAAAGAGGAGAACAGAUUGGUGUAUCCGAUCGAAGUUUGGCGCCCUGUGGAGUGUCUGCAGUUGAGACCGAUGUAAGGUCGUGCCCUCAUUGCAGUUUACAUCGUGAUAUUUCAAAUUGUCUCGGCAAGCAACCUCUCCGAAACACGAAAAUUACAUGUUAUUAUCAAGGAAUAUCAGCAAUUGAUUUCCCGUACACUUUGUGCGUGGGUGAGUUGACAGCCUCUUGUGAGGCCGUUCAGCCGAAUUCGAGUGAAAAAUGAUGAGAUCUUCAAAAACAUUCGGCGCCAAAGGAGUUGUGUGAGCAAUUUUUGUAUUUUUGUUCAAGAAUUGAAUCGACAAGUGGGUGAUUCUGCAAUGUGCAGAUGUGUGUGUACAAUGUGAACUCAUCCGUUACUGGGCGAAAUGGCAGUCAACAACUCUCCCUGCGCCAUCCCAAAACUCGCCAAAGGAAAAGUGAACCGUGACGAAGUGAUUUACGUUCGUCUCGGAAGUUAUUAAAAGUGACGAGAAAAGGCAGAAGGAGAUGAAGUUAAGAAAGUUGCGGCUGCGUUCGUCUAGUUCAACAAACGGUGCUGGUGAUUUCAACAAGUGGGCUGGUCCCUAACCACUGCGUUGGGGCUUACACACACACUCAGCGAAAUGGCCACCAUGCAGUACCACCAUCAACAGCAGCAGCAGCAACAGCGAUUCUACAAUACUCUUGGAGGUCAGUCUUCCUCCGGGAACAGGCCACCCACAAUGCAGCGCAGGCCCAAGACCCAGGGUCAAGAAGAUGGUCCAACUCCCAUUUGUCGAUGCAGAGUUCUGUACCUAGGCUCAGCCGUUCCUCAAGUCACAAAAGAUGGCCUCCAAGGCAUUCAGGAACCCUUGAGGGAGCUGUAUCCCGAGGGAGGAGCGAUGGGCGCUAAAGGAAUCGACUCUUGGCUAUCGGUAUGGAGCAACGGUUUGCUGCUGGAGAAUGUGGAUGAGAAUCACCAGCGCGUGACGCGGUUCUUUCCCAUCGACUCCCUGCACUAUUGUGCAGCCGUCCGCUACGUUUUAGUCCCGUCUACCUCUCCGUCAGCGGCCGGUGGGGGACCUGGUGGCGGCGGCGGCAGUGCGGCCGGAUCAGAAUUGGGCGUCGGAAGAAUGGCUCGUUUCCUGCCACUGGACUCGCCGUUUGCCCGCCACCCCAACAUUCACCACCCGCCCUUGUUUGCCUGCAUCAUGCGCCGCACGACGGGCAUCAAGGUGCUGGAAUGCCACGUCUUUAUUUGCAAAAGAGAAACGGCCGCCAACGCUCUGGUGCGAUGCUGUUUUCACGCCUACGCCGACUCGACUUACGCCCACCACCUCGAAGAGGAGGAACAACAACAAGGAAAGAACUCGGCAAAAGGGACGAGGCCGGGACCAGGUCGGCCCAGCAACGGCUCGGCCGUGGUCGUCAGCGCCGACUCAGACAUGACCCUCAAUUCCAUCGAGAAAGUCGAAACGUGGAAACUCUACCAACAGCAGCAGCAGCAACAACUGCAGCAACAGCAGUCAAAUGGGCAGACACCCAAAGCGGUCGCAGAGGAUACGGCCAGAGAAGGAAGCACCAGCAGUCAUGGAAUGGGCAGCGCAUCCGUUUCGAUGCUGAUCCUGGAUCACGGCUCGGCCGACGAAGACACGGCUUCAUCCAUCGUUAACGGAGACCAGAAUCACAAAAUUUGGCUGCCGUCGACCAGUAAUUCGACUGGAGUUCCUCGCCGACUGGCCGCUUCCGGCCCUGUGGCUCCCGUGGCCGACAUGUACGGCGGUGGCAGCGGCAAUCCAGCGACCAACACGAUGCGGAGCGUUCGCUCUUCGGCCUCGUCGAUGAUGCCCAACACGUUGCAGACGAGAUCGUCUCGCCCCCGACAGAUUUUGGCUCCGUUCGCCGCCCCACCUCCGCCACCCCCUCUGGUGCAACCGACUGGCUUGGACGAGCCGGACAGUAAAUUGUUAAUGAAGAAGAUGAGAAAGAAGCGAAUCGGCGGCCGAGUGGGUGGCAGCGAUAUUGACGACAUGUCUUCUGUGGCGACUGGCCCCAUCAAUGGCGGCCGACGAAGUUCUCACAGCGUUUUCAACUUCCCCAUCCAUCGAGGAGGAGGAGGAGGGGGUCACCCUGGGGUUCCGCCACCUCCGGGCUAUCCCAUGAGCUACCCGUUUUUUCCUGGGCAACGCCAACCGCCGCCGCCGCCACACGGAGCUUAUCUCGUUCCCAUGCCUAUCCCACUGCCCGCGCACAUUUCCACCAACGGGAAAAAGUCGAAGGGUUUGAAAUUCGGCACUUUUAGCGCCCGUGGCGUUGGCAAGAAAAUCAAAUCGAAAAAUCUCCAACAUCCGGCCGGAAGCAUGAUGUUCCUUCCGCCCCAUCAUCCUGGCCAAGCUCCCGGACCUCCCGUUAUGGCUCCACCGCCCAUGGCGUUGGGUUUGCCCGUCCCCAUGAUGGCCCCGCCGCUGUCGAUGCGCCGAGGCUCGAUGAUGACGACGUCAGCAGAGGAGCCGAUUUACAUGCCGAGUCAAGUCCGUCCACUUAGUCCCAUCGCCUCGUACGCUCCGGCCCAUUUCCCGCACGAAGCCUAUCUGAUGCAGCAGCACUACACGACGCUGGUCCAGCAACCCAAGGGCUCGCAGCAGACGACGCUGACGAAACUCAAGAAAAAGGACAAGAUGAAGAAGAAGAUGAUGCAGCAGCAGCCGAUGCAACCGAUGCAGCCGCUUCAUCCCCUACAAAUGGACGCCGCCCAGCUGAGCGCCAUGGACGCAAUGAGUCUGCACGGAGAGGAAGUGUCGCUCAACAGCCAGUCGGGUGGAGGAGGCAUCUACCGCAAGGGCCACCUCAACGAAAGGGCCUUUUCGUACUCGAUCCGGCAGGAACAUCGAUCCCGUUCUUACAGCUCCCUGGCCGGUCUGGGUGUCAGCGGAGGAAGCUCGGGCGGUGGCGGGGCGGCUUACCCGAGUGGACCCGAAGAUUUGCGGGCCCACGACAAGAAGGAGCGCGAGUUGAUUCAAAUGGUUCACGAUCUGGAUCUGUCGGGCGAUGACCUGGAGCGUUCCGAAGUGCCGCUAGCCAUGUAUCCACAUCACCACCGGCAGCAGCCUCGUUAAAACUUCAUUUUCUCUUCUCCAUUCCACAUGGAAUGAACACGACGACAACAUCUGACCGGUCGACCUGCCCGUCCGUCUCUUCAAUCUUCAAUGCUGACAACGGAUCAAAAUUGAAAAUAAUCAUUUAAAAAAAAACAUGUCCAGGAAAAAAAGACAAAAAAAAAGAUUGCAUCAUUUUUGACUUCACUAAAUCAAGUAAAAAUUUUUGAAAUUAUAUUCCGUCCCACUUAAAAAAUUUAAUAUCCAUUUCCAGCCUUUUUUUCAAUAUUAACUUUUUGACAAUGCCGAUGAUAUGGAGUUAAAGAACUAUUCUAAUUAUCUAUUCAUAGUUUAGAUAUGUGCCCAGGUCACUUAUUUUCCCUUAGACGCUCAAUGAAGAUUUCCUCUCUACCCUCUUGUCUCUCUCUUUAUACAUUCAUUUACUUAUAUUCUUUUUUAAAUACUAAAACAAAUUUUCCCUUCUCUUUUUGAAUUUCUGUUGAAUUUUCUUUUGUCUUUUUGUCUGCGGUUGGUAUUUUAGUACAUCCAAUCCUACCGAUGAUUGCGUUUCCCUCGUGAAUGAAGAGUGUGUGAUUGUGCCAUUUGUGUGGUGGAAAUGAAUUGACGCAAAAGGUAAAAAGACAAAAAAAAAACCGUGAAUGACAGUCAUGUGACCUGAUUAGUAUCAUCAUCAUCGCUUCCUCUUUUUUGUUGUUGUUUCAUCAUCCCGUGUAAUUGUAGACCAACAAUCAUUUUAAUUAAAAGCCUCAUUGUCUUGGGUUUUUCUUCAAUUAAGGGGGAUUUUUGGUUGCAGGUAAAUCAAGAGAAUGAAAGUGAUGCAAAUGGUUCAAAAUUCUGAAUGAUGCAAUUGACUUUUUGGAUGAGAGAAAUUAUUAAACACACAAUACACGUCAUGAUUAUUCGGUC
This is a messenger RNA of Daphnia pulex (common water flea), 4664 nucleotides long. RefSeq lists its product as uncharacterized. The coding region runs from base 1287 to 3758 and encodes 823 amino acids. NCBI's taxonomy places the organism in Eukaryota, Metazoa, Arthropoda, Branchiopoda, Diplostraca, Daphniidae. The transcript has 7 exons. The record is from RefSeq and is a predicted model, not a curated record.